Cladophialophora immunda is the source of this 2097-nucleotide messenger RNA. RefSeq lists its product as uncharacterized. Gene Ontology annotation, molecular function: zinc ion binding; DNA-binding transcription factor activity, RNA polymerase II-specific; RNA polymerase II cis-regulatory region sequence-specific DNA binding. The transcript is spliced from 4 exons. The record is from RefSeq and is a predicted model, not a curated record. Gene Ontology annotation, cellular component: nucleus. Bases 1 to 2097 code for a protein of 698 amino acids. NCBI's taxonomy places the organism in Eukaryota, Fungi, Ascomycota, Eurotiomycetes, Chaetothyriales, Herpotrichiellaceae. Gene Ontology annotation, biological process: DNA-templated transcription; positive regulation of transcription from RNA polymerase II promoter by galactose.
AUGGCUUCCAUUGACCUAAGCUCUACGCCCGCCUUUUCCGCCAAGGUGCCCCCCGAAAAAUCACAGACGAUCCUCCUUGUGACCAUUACAGUCGACCCUUCCGAUAUAGACGAGUUUCUCAAAGGCUUACACAUUUGUUAUGACCGCUGUGUCGAGGAGCCGGAGUGUUUGUCAUUCGAGGUCUUUCACAGUCAGGAUUCGCCUGGCCGAUUCCGGUUUCUGGAGAUCUGGGCAAAGGAUCGGGAAUGGUUUGAAUCGGUCCAGAUGAAGAAGCCGUACUACGAUCCAUACCAUGAGGCCACCAUCAAACUAUGGACCGAGCCCCGGACUCUAGAGUUCUUUGACCGGCAGCCUGGGCUUUCGGCCAUAAAUCUUUCUACCAUCUUAACGUCAUUCCUUGAAUCCGCAUCCAAGGCAAUCCAUCAGAUUCCCCGAGAUCCAUUGUUCAUCGAGUACGACACGCCUAUAUCAGUGUAUCACACAAGCUCUCUGGAGUCGGACGCCCCGCCCGUGACUCUUUUGUCCAAAGAAGAGACGGACUGCUUGUUGGACCUCUACUGGCCCACGUUCGAGAUUGAGAUACCCAUCCUGGAUCCGAUUUCAUUUAGAGCGCAGUAUGAGUGUCUCUGGUCCAAGGAUGGACAGGCAAGAUCUUCACCGCCGCUCGUGGAUGCGCUCACAGCCUUGGCUUCACAGCACGCUCAGAGCGCAGAUUUGAUGGGGCGGACGGUGGGCACAAGGCACUUGAGGUGCAUGUACCAUGGGGACGUCGGCCUCGCGUCCUUCUGCUACCUUCGGCGAUGCCGCAAGACACUUGAGCAGGAUGUCAGCGAGCCUUCCCUGACCAAAGUGCAGACAUAUGCUUUCAUGACGGCCUACUUACUCAAUGCUGGCCAGUACGAGACGGCGUACACCAUGCUCGGUGUGGCGAUACGACUGGGGUACUUGCUUGACAUACACGUGGAGCGCGAGGUCGACGAUGAGGAGCCACCGGUGGGAGACUGGGUGAGCCGGACGUGGUGGUUCCUCAUUCACUUGGAUCUCCGAUGUUCGCUGGAGCUCGGGAGGCCGCUCGCUGUCCACUGGCCUGGCUUACCUCCCUCUAAACCGCCGUCGGCGACGUUGGCAACCACCCAAUAUCACAUCUCUCGCGCCAGGCUCACCGCUGCAAUAUUGUCGGCGCUUGACACUUUGAUGCGAAACUCACCGGCCACGCCACGUGGUGGCAAUGUGAUUGUCUCGCUGGACGCGGAAAGCUUGGAGAAGACCCUGCGUCCCCUUGAGCAAUGGAAACAAGACACCUGCCACGACAACGAACCCUUCUAUCUGCGACUCAACACGGCGCAGGACGAGAUCACCCGUCCGCGGCUGAGGACUGUUGGCUGGGAGAGGCAAUCUACACUACUGUCGUUAUAUUAUCAUGACGCCAUAAGAAGAUUCUUUCAGCCCUUCGUCACCGUCUUCCUCUCCGAGUCACAGCCACCACAGCUUCCUCGGAAUUUGGGGCAAGUAUCUUUGUUGGCCAAAAAGGGAGCAGAUCACGCCAUGGCAAUCAUCGACAUCAUUCAUGACGGCCUGCGAUCGUCGGAUGCUCUGUACGGCUGUUUUGAGCUGUACGUCUUGGAGUGGAACGCCCUGUUGAGCAUCUUUGCCUUGACAAUGGCCUGCCCGUCGCUGUUGCCCUGCUCGCUCGCACUUGAAAAGCUGGAGCGGGCGUCGUUGCUGUUCGAGCUGGGCGAAAAGCGACAUGCUGUGGCGAAGAGAGCUUGGAUUCUGACUCAGAGGCUGAGGACGCAACUGCUCGACGCCACCAGAAGCUGUGCGGCCAAGUCCCGAAAUACCGACAACGGGCUCCAGGCUGAAGCCCCAGUCAACGCACUAUUACCCACGGAUCCGGAGUCCGUUUCAUUAUAUACGGAUCAACAGUGGUGGCAGGAGGAAUCGGCUGAGGACGUGUGGUCUUGGCUGGAGGAUUUUGGGACCACGGACUCGUGGGAAAGCGAGUGUCUGGAGAUUGACGGACUGCUCAAUACGACCCAUUCACUGCCUUCCAUCGAUUUGAGCACUUCGGAUAGAGACCACCAUCCGCAAGCUUGA